This is a messenger RNA of Stereum hirsutum FP-91666 SS1, 198 nucleotides long. RefSeq lists its product as uncharacterized. Gene Ontology annotation, molecular function: ATP binding; actin filament binding; cytoskeletal motor activity. Lineage: Eukaryota; Fungi; Basidiomycota; Agaricomycetes; Russulales; Stereaceae. The record is from RefSeq and is a predicted model, not a curated record. Gene Ontology annotation, cellular component: myosin complex. The transcript has a single exon. The coding region runs from base 1 to 198 and encodes 65 amino acids.
AUGCCAGCACCACGGUUAUCACAUAACGCAGAGACGGCGCGUGUGGCCGCUCUCCAGGCCGAGUUCAAUGAGAAGAAAUGGGUGUGGGUGCCCGAUGAGAAGGAGGGCUACCUCGCCGGCUGGGUGCUGAAGGAGGAGGACGAAUUCGGCGAGGUCAUGAUGAACUCUGGGGGAGAGGUGCGCCUUCUCUUUGUCUGA